CUUACUCUUAGGCUCCAAUAUUUUAUCCCAAAAUUUAGUUGUUAUAUUAAUAUUAAUUUUUAAAAUUUUUUUUGGCAAAAACAAUGUCGCAAGUCCAAAGUUACUACAGUUUGAGCUUCCAAUUAAGCUCACUUGUUUCCCGUAACCCUAGAAACCAUUAUCUUCCAUUAUCAUCUUCAUGCUUCUUCUCUCACACUUCCUCUCUUUCUCCUCCAAAUUUUGUGACGCUUUCCAGAAGAACGAAUGUAGUUAUUCAAGCCUCAUCCGAAAAUUCACCGCCUACCAAUACCAUUUCAGUUGAUGAGGAUAAUACGCUUCAAUCUGAAACGCAACUCAUUUCUGCUUCGGAAAUUGUUAGAAACUUUUAUGCAGGAAUUAAUUGUCAUGAUAUUUCUGCAGUUGAGCCCCUUAUUGCUGAUAAUUGUGUCUAUGAAGAUCUUAUUUUUCCUCGUCCCUUUGUUGGCCGUAAGUCUAUCCUGGAAUUCUUCGGAAAGUUUAUUGAUUAUGUCAGCACAGAUUUGCAAUUUGUGAUUGAUGCUAUUUCUGAGGAAGAUUCCUCAGCUAUUGGUGUCACAUGGCAUUUGGAAUGGAAGGGAAAGCCUUUUCCAUUCAGCAAAGGUUGCAGCUUUUACCAAGUGGGAGUGUUUAAUGGCAUGCGACAAAUAGUCUAUGCUCGAGAUAGUGUGGAACCUGCAAUUAAACCAGGAGAAUCGGCUUUGGUUGCUAUUAGAGGAGUUGUAUGGCUUCUGCAGCGAUUCCCAAACCUCAUAGAACGACUAUAAUGAAAUGGUCCUGGAUGCGCAAUUAUUCACAUUCACCUUGAUUCCGAGUGAUUUGUCUGUUAAUAUUUGCAGCAUUGCAAACACACUAAUACAUAUGCUGAACUAUUUUUUCGUACAAGAUUUUUGAUGGGCCAUAGAUUCACCUGCCUUGGUGUAUAUUUAGAAUGUGAAACGGGAAUUAAUAGCAAAUUAGAAACCCCUUAGAUUUGCUAUUAUAUCUGCUUACUGUAAAUCAUUGUAUAGACUGUAAGCUAUUGAAAUAUAUGUACAAACUGGUUUUUUAUU
Amaranthus tricolor (Joseph's coat) is the source of this 1067-nucleotide messenger RNA. RefSeq lists its product as uncharacterized. The transcript has 5 exons. Bases 84 to 782 code for a protein of 232 amino acids. The record is from RefSeq and is a predicted model, not a curated record. Lineage: Eukaryota; Viridiplantae; Streptophyta; Magnoliopsida; Caryophyllales; Amaranthaceae.